AGGACCGACAGUCGAUUUCCGACCAAUCCAACAACAACGGAAGUUGAGCAUGAGAAAAAAGAGAGAUGAAGUUAGUUGGCUAACGUUAACUUAUUAUCUUUGAAGGGACGAGUGAAGGCCGUUAUUCGCUGAAGAGAACAUAUCUCUUCGAUAUCCUCUGAAAUUAUAUAACCCUCCUGGGUUAAGCCAUCAGUUUCUCUGAGAAACGGGAACACAGUACCAGCCAGGAUGGAUCCAGCUCUACUGAGGGAGAGGGAGCUGUUCAAGAAAAGAGCUCUAUCCACUCCAGCAGUAGAGAAGAGACAGGCUGCCUCAGACUCGGGAUCACACAAGAAGAAGAAGCCCAAAGCUGACAAGGAGGGCUCCUCAGGGUCCAAACACAGUGCUGAGUCUAGUAAUGGCAGCUUUAACAUCAAGACGAGCUCUGGGUACAAGUUUGGCUGCCUGGCCAAGAUAGUCAAUUAUAUGAAGACAAGGCAUCAGAAUGGUGAUACACACUUCUUGACUCUUGAAGAGAUUCUGGAUGAGACAAAACUUCUUGAUAUCAGCAUGAAACAGAAACAGUGGCUCAUGACUGAGGCUUUGGUCAACAACCCAAAAAUUGACGUCAGGGAUGGGACGUAUGGCUUCAAGCCCAAAUACAACCUUAAAGAUAAGAAAGCUCUACUGAGGCUGCUGGACAAACACGACCAGCUGGGCCUGGGAGGAGUGCUGCUGGACGAUGUAGAGGAGGGGCUGCCAAACUCAGCAAAGGCCAUCAAGGCUUUGGGGGAUCAGAUCAUCUUCGUGACCAGACCAGACAAGAAGAAGAUCCUGUUCUACAAUGACAAACACUGCCAGUUUGCUGUGGACGAAGAAUUCCAGAAACUGUGGAGGAGCGUUCCAGUUGAUUCCAUUGAUGAUGAGAAGAUUGAAGAGUACCUGAAGAAACAAGGAAUUUCCUCCAUGCAAGAAACGGGACCAAAGAAAGUGCUACCAGUGCAAAAGAGGAAGAAGCAAGGUGGGCAGAGGAAGAGACACUUCAAGACCCACAACAACCAUCUGGCAGGUGUCCUGGAGGACUAUUCGGAUGGCGUCCCUGUAAAGAAGUGAGAUCCUCCCCCUCACUGCUUCAGGCCCUCAGAGGGGCGAUGUAGAAUCUGUAAAUCGAAGAUGGCAGGAGAUGGAGAUCCUGGCCACACUACGAUAGACUUUUUCAUGGCAAACAAAUUAGCUUCUUUUCCUUUCUUUGCACUCCUCUCAGUGAUCAGUGGUCAUGUAUUAAAUGGAGUAAAUACCAACUGUGUUGUGGAAUCCUUUUUAGUUUAUUGAUCAGUGAUAACUGAAGGGCAUGGAGGAAAAGAGCAGAGACCAUUAAGGACACCAAAGUGAGCUACAACCUUACUGUUAAAUUGUGUACAUUUGUUUUUGUUCAUUUUAUUUACUAUAAUGUAAAGGAGUGUGUAUGUGUGUGUGUGUGCGUGCGCGCGUGUGGAAGGUAUUAUUUGAAAGAGUACCCUUCCACUCUGUCACUAGUGAUUGCAUUUGACAGGCUUGUGUUGUGCAGUGCAUCACGCUGAGGUCUCUCAGCCAUCAUGGAACAUCUUGGACAUUACUUACCAUGGAAUAUUUAAGUCCUUUCACUUUGCAGCACCAUGGCAUAGUGGUUUAAAAUACAAAAACUUUUUGAACUUAUUUUAAUAAAUGACACUGUUACAGGA
Acanthopagrus latus (yellowfin seabream) is the source of this 1700-nucleotide messenger RNA. RefSeq names its product general transcription factor IIE, polypeptide 2, beta (gene gtf2e2). Bases 229 to 1092 code for a protein of 287 amino acids. Gene Ontology annotation, biological process: transcription initiation at RNA polymerase II promoter. The transcript has 8 exons. Lineage: Eukaryota; Metazoa; Chordata; Actinopteri; Spariformes; Sparidae. Gene Ontology annotation, cellular component: transcription factor TFIIE complex. The record is from RefSeq and is a predicted model, not a curated record.